CGGGCUUCUCUGAGAGACAGUAACCUGUGAUACAACCGAGAGUGAGUGUAUGUUUGUGUGUGCGGGUGUGUGCACCAUGAAUGUUCUUAUGUCCUCCAUGCUGGGAGACGAUUCUCACCUAAUGGCUGAGCCAGCGAUCCAGAUCUUUGAGCAGCCGAAGCAGAGGGGAAUGCGCUUCAGGUACAAGUGUGAGGGUCGCUCAGCUGGCAGCAUCCCUGGAGAGAAGAGCUCCGACAACAACAGGACCUACCCCAGCCUGCAGAUCCUGAAUUACUCUGGUAAGGGUAAGGUGUGCGUGUAUUUGGUGACGAAGAACGAGCCGUACCGACCGCAUCCACACGACCUGGUGGGGAAGGACUGCAAAGACGGAUUCUACGAGGCAGAGUUCGGUCCAGAACGCAGAGUGAUUGCCUUCCAGAAUCUGGGCAUCCAGUGUGUGAGGAGGAGGGAAGUGAAAGACGCCAUUGUACAGAGGAUUACCAGAGCGAUCAACCCCUUCAACGUGCCACGCGAACAGCUGCUGCAGACAGAGGAGUACGACUUGAACGUGGUUCGCCUCUGCAUUCAAGUUCUGCUGCCGGAUGAGAACGGCCACUACACCCGCUCACUCAACCCCAUUGUCACCAACCCCAUCUACGACAACAGGGCACCAAACACAGCAGAGUUGAGGAUCUGUCGGGUCAACAGGAACAGUGGCAGUGUUAAAGGCGGGGACGAGAUCUUCUUACUGUGUGACAAAGUACAGAAAGAUGACAUUGAAGUGCGGUUCUUCUCCUCUGACGGCUGGGAGGCCAAAGGCUCCUUCUCCCAGGCUGAUGUACAUCGCCAAGUGGCCAUUGUCUUCAAAACUCCGUCCUACUACAACACCUCCAUAACAGAGUCAGUCACAGUGCAGAUGCAGCUGCGGCGGCCUUCCGAUCAGGAAGUCAGCGAGCCAAUGGAUUUCAGAUAUCUGCCCGACGACAAGGAUCCUUACGGCUACAACGAGAAAAAGCGCAGAAGAGAGCACUUGAUGAAGAUAUCAGGAUUGCAAGGUGGUCCUUUUGCUGGUCUAGCGAUGAACAGGCCAAAGGCAGUGCCACAGAGUACCAUGAGUCACAUGCGGAAAGACCUCAGCAACAUGUACCUGAGACAACAGCCUCCACCUACGAUGCAGCAGCAACCGACUAUGUUCAACCAGCCCUACCAACCCGGGCCUCAGAAUAUGAUGAUGACAUCACAGGCUCCUAAUUUACAAAUCAGCCAUUCAUGGGCAAAUCCCAACACAGCACUCUCAAUGGAUACAGUCACCAUCAACCCCUCUGGUGCCAUGAGCAAUCUGCAACGUCUUAACAACAGCAGACAACAGCAGCCAAACCGUGUAUCUGGUUACCCCCAAAGAGCGGAGCACAACAGCUGUGAGAAUAAUGCCCUCCCCCAGCUCUCCAUGAGGGACUUGCAGUGCCUGGAUUCAGUCAGCCAGGCACCUGUAAUGAGCCAGACAGAGUCCCAGCCACUCUUCCACCUGCAGCACCAAAGGGAUGAGCUGGUCUCUGAGACCCGGGCCCAAAACCAUCUAAGCAACCAAAACCAGGGUCUCCAGACUGGGUGGCCGAACUUCAGUCAAGUCCAGAAUGCCUUUAAUGGAUCAGUACCUGGAGGAGGAGGUGGGUCACAGGUGCUGGGCUCUUUCCCCUUUCUAGAGGGAAUGGAUGGGGAAGAUUUUCUGAAAGGCCUAGUAGGAGGAGGUUCUCAGACUGGCUUCCAGCUGAAGCAGGAGCCCCAGAUCAUAAUGGGAAAAGAGACACACGCUUCUCUUAUGCAAUCCCCAAAGGAAAGCCAAGGAAAUACUUAUACCAACUUGCUUCCUCGUCCAAUGAGCAAUGGCGCAAACAUGGAUCCAAUGAGGCAAGAUGGUAGUGGCAACACCCAGGCUCUUAAAAAUCCGCAGAAUCCUUACUCAAACAACAGCAUGGCCACAGAGGAACACUUUCCAACUUUGGUUGACUGGAUCAAAGCAACUCGCCCAAGCGACUACAAAGAGUGACAUUUUUGAUAUCAAGAAAUAAACAGAAGCAGCUCCAUGGAGUACACCUGCCUUGUUUAGCCUUGUGCAUCCAGAAAUGUUACUUCUCCCUUUCAGACCUGGUAAGGCUCAGUGGGCAUUUGCUUGGGUUAUUACAUCUGUGGGCAUAAGACCAAAGUUAUUGGCAGCCAACUGGAUCCAUAACCAAACAAAUGCAGUGUUUCUAGGUGGUACACAUGAUUACUAUCUAGUUCCCUCUUUGGCAAAGACAUCACCAGGAAUACUCCUACAUCUGAUUGCUCAAACGUGGCACCUGGUAGGUUGUCAUUCCAAUUAUUAUUCUUUAAAUAGUUUCCAAAACUGAUCAACCAAAUUUGGCAUCUUGGCAAAGAAAUAGGCCCUACAGUUCCAGAGCAUUGCCUCAUUUUAUAUCAAGGACACCUUGUUUCAUGAUUGGUGUAAAGAACAAUUCGGUACAUGUUACACCCCAACUAUUAACCUCUGAAGUGUUGGCGUGUUUUAAGAGGUGCCAAGUUGCAUCAUCACUCCAAUCACUCCCCUUAAUUAGUUCUAAAGACUUGUCAAUAAAAGUGAGCUCACAUUAAUUAAACUGGUUUCUGCAAGGCUAAAACCUGUACGUGGAUGAACCCCGCCUUAGGUUGUAUUGAUGAUGACACUGAUGGGUUCCCAGCCAACGCUUCAUAAGAGGUGAAUGUACUGCUUUCUUUCUUUGCCUAUCUCAGGUGACGUUGGAUUCACUGUCAACAUACUGUAUAGUAAUGAAUGUUUUGUUGGGUGUUUGAUGUUGAAAAAGAAAAAAGAAAAAAAAACAGGGGUAAAUGGAUUUUAGGGAUUUUGAAAGUACAGCAUAAAAAAUUGCUUAUUAUGAUGGAUUUACUUGUUAUUGCUUUUUAAGAGAUUCAUACAUAUUAUACAUGUCAGUUAAGGUAUUUCACUGUUUUAUUGAUUUUUUAAAAAGACUUUUUGGUGUUAAGUGCACUCUGUACAUACAUGUUAGCCAUAGUUGAGAGUGAAAGCAUAUUUAUGCUGAAACACUCAAGAACUGGCAAGGUACUGAAAUUUCCAAUGAGGAAGUGGGAGGAAGCACAUUCAAGGGUGUCUUUCCUUUGUAAUGACUAUGUCAUACCAGUGAUCACAUGUGUUAUCCAGAGUUCUCAGAGCAUUUCUACCAGAUGUUUUAUAGAUACAGAUACAGAAAUUUUGUGUGUUAUUGUUUUAUUUGUUCAGCUGAUGCUCUGAGGGACAGUUACAGAAAACGCUUUGGUCGAGAUCAGUUUGAUGGGACACAUGGCUGGUGAUGGACAAACACUUGUCACCACUAGCGUAGCUCAGCCUAAUAUGUUUUCUUGACUUGUAUAUAAGCAGGUGCUUUUUGGUCUUAAAUAAAAAGUUAAUAUUUUGAUGACAACUUUGUAAGUCUUGCUAUUUUUGCUUUUGUUGUUUUUUUCUAUGGGAUCAUCAAUAAAGAAUGUCCUUUUCCAAA
Seriola dumerili (greater amberjack) is the source of this 3509-nucleotide messenger RNA. It is a transcript of the gene rel, whose product is annotated as REL proto-oncogene, NF-kB subunit. Gene Ontology annotation, cellular component: cytoplasm. Gene Ontology annotation, biological process: cellular response to stress; regulation of transcription by RNA polymerase II; inflammatory response. The transcript is spliced from 11 exons. The record is from RefSeq and is a predicted model, not a curated record. NCBI's taxonomy places the organism in Eukaryota, Metazoa, Chordata, Actinopteri, Carangiformes, Carangidae. The coding region runs from base 50 to 2026 and encodes 658 amino acids. Gene Ontology annotation, molecular function: RNA polymerase II cis-regulatory region sequence-specific DNA binding; DNA-binding transcription factor activity, RNA polymerase II-specific.